UGCGCCAUGCUGCGGGGGGCGGCGGUGCGGGCCGCGCUGCUGCGGGCGGUGCGCGGCGCUCCGGGCAGAGCCGGGCUGGGCCGCGCCGUGCCCCGCGCUGAGGAGCAGGAGGAUGAGGAGGAGGAAGAACAGCCGGCGGGGCGCGUCCCGCUGUACCCCGGGCACAUCCCGACCAGCCCGCUGCAGAAAGCGCUGCUGGCGGCCGGCUCGGCGUGCGCGGCUCUGUGGGACCCCUACAGACACGACAUGGUGGCAGUCCUCGGUGAGACCACGGGCUGCCUUGCCCUGCCCAAGCUGCGAGACAGGAUGAGGAAUGACCCUGAAGGUUACCGCAUCCUCCAGGAGCGGCCUCGCAUCCGCCUCUCCACGCUGGACAUGGCCCGGCUGCGGGGGCUGCCUGCUGGCACGCUGGGCCGUGAAUACGUCCGCUUCUUGGAGGACAAUAAGGUUUCUCCAGACACCCGCAUGCCAGCCAAGUUCGUGGAUGAUGAAGAGCUGGCGUAUGUGAUCCAGCGGUACCGGGAAGUGCACGACCUGAUGCACACCCUGCUGGGCAUGCCCACCAACAUGCUGGGUGAAGUGGUGGUGAAAUGGUUUGAAGCCGUCCAGACGGGGCUGCCCAUGUGUGUGCUGGGAGCAGCGUUUGGCCCCGUUCGUCUCAACGCACGAAAGCUGCAGGUCCUGGCCACCGAGCUGAUUCCAUGGGCGGUCCGGAGCGGGCGCAACGCCAGCUGUGUCCUCAAUGUCUAUUAUGAGCAGCGCUGGGAGCAGAGCGUGGAGUCCCUGCGGGAGGAAAUUGGCAUCUUCCCCCCUCCGGCUGUCCGUGUGUGAGAGCUCAUGCUGGGGGGGGGGGGGAAUGGGGGAUCCCCCGUUGGCAGCUGUUCCCUGCACUGCUCCGUCUCCUGCUGCCUCACGAGUGCAGUGUGGCUCUGCUGGUGCCGGCCUGGUGCUGUUCUCUCCUGUCAAGAUCUGGCAGCCCCCUGCUGGGAGAGACCUCCCUGUGCCCUGACAAAAUGUGACCUCUUCUGCUGUUUGUCAGCGGGUGGAAAGGUGGCCAAGUCCUGGUCAUGCUUUUGCAGCUGGGUUUUGCUGGGUUGGGAGUGAAUUCAGACACAGCGAAUUCAUGGCGUGCAGGGGUCGGGGUGCCCUGCUGCUGUGCGCAGGGCCGGGUGCUCAGCCUGGCUCUGCUGUCUGGAUGUUAACCCUGCUGGAGCUGCUGUCAGAAGAUCCCAGGCUGCCCUGAGGCCCUCCUCAUCAAAAAUGUCAUUGUGAGAGGUUUUUGAUAGGAAUUGUCUUCCUCUGACAGUGAGGUGGUGUGAUGGGGAGUAGGGCAGAGUCCUAGGAGAGCAGGACUGGAGGCUGCCUUGCAUCCGGGCACUGCUCACAGUGUGGGUUGAGGGUUCAGCGUGCCAGCGGCUGUUUGCAUAGCAGGGGCAGAGCCACAAGGCAGGCGGGGCUGCGUGCGGGGAGGUUUGCUGUUGAAAUUCCUUCUUGCUCAAUAAAGCCUGUGGUGGAGCUAUGGUUC
Molecule: messenger RNA, 1525 nt
Organism: Lagopus muta (rock ptarmigan)
Lineage: Eukaryota; Metazoa; Chordata; Aves; Galliformes; Phasianidae
Gene: COQ4
Product: coenzyme Q4
Exons: 7
Coding region: 7-831 (274 amino acids)
Biological process (GO): ubiquinone biosynthetic process
Cellular component (GO): mitochondrial inner membrane; mitochondrion
Source: RefSeq, a predicted model, not a curated record